AUGUAUAGUGUAUAUGAAGACUGGUGCAAAAGUAAUGAUACAAAGGCAGCCUCAAGAACAUUCUUUUUAGAUGUCCUUAAGCAGGAAAAAAUUAAGAUACAUUCACCUCGUAAGGACCAAUGCGACAUAUGUUGUGGGUACAAGGUAAAAUCGGUUUCCUACGAUGAAUAUCAAAAGCAUAUCAUUAUGAAAAACGAAGCUCGAGAUGCAAAGAAUAAAGCAAAGGCUGAGGCUAAUGACACACAUCUCGUCCUGACUAUGGAUCUACAAAGUGUUUUAUUAUGCCCUAAAACUGAUGCCUCUAGGAUGUAUUACAAACAGAAGCUACAACUACACAAUUUUACCAUUUUUGUGCUAAAUAACAAAGAAGUAUCUCUUUAUGUCUGGCAUGAGUCAAAUGGCGGAGUAUCCUCGAACGAGUUUGCCACAUGUGUGAUAGAUUUUCUGUCAUCUUGUGAACACAAGUACCAAACAGUUACGUUAAUAUCUGAUGGCUGCACAUACCAAAAUCGAAAUAAGGUUCUAGGUAGUGCUCUGCGUGAUUAUGCAGUGCAGUCAGGAAUUCUUAUCAGACAACUCUUUUUAGAGAAGGGCCACACCAUGAUGGAGUGUGACAGCGUACACGCUUCGCUUGAGAAGUACUUCGUCCCACCAAUAAAUUCACCUAGCGAUUAUAUUGCUCAAAUGAGAAGCGCUAGACCCAAACAACCAUAUAAAAUCAACGUACUGGAUUACAAAUUUUUUCUCAAUUUCGAAAAAUUGCCAACAAAUCUCCGAUCUUUGCGACCUGGGAAGAAAGUGGGCGAUCCACACGUUGUGGACAUCCGAGCACUGGAAUAUCGCCCGACUGGCGAUAUAUUUUACAAAAUACGGCACAGUGAGGAAUUUGAAGAGUUACCCCAACGAGUUUUCACACGAUAUGUUCAAAAACCACCUCCAUUGUAUUCCUGUGAAAUUCCCAUAGCUGAAACGAAAUGGAAAUGCCUUCAAGAACUAAAAGGUGUGAUAGAAGAAGAGCAUCAUCAUUUUUAUGACAAGUUGACCUUCAAAAAAGACAAAAACACUGUAAAAAAGUGCAAUUCCAACUCGUAG
Molecule: messenger RNA, 1092 nt
Organism: Acanthoscelides obtectus
Lineage: Eukaryota; Metazoa; Arthropoda; Insecta; Coleoptera; Chrysomelidae
Source: the annotation of a GenBank genome assembly